Messenger RNA from Zalophus californianus (California sea lion), 6844 nucleotides. It is a transcript of the gene SHISA7, whose product is annotated as shisa family member 7. Bases 295 to 1989 code for a protein of 564 amino acids. The record is from RefSeq and is a predicted model, not a curated record. Gene Ontology annotation, cellular component: AMPA glutamate receptor complex; dendritic spine membrane; postsynaptic membrane. NCBI's taxonomy places the organism in Eukaryota, Metazoa, Chordata, Mammalia, Carnivora, Otariidae. Gene Ontology annotation, biological process: regulation of short-term neuronal synaptic plasticity; regulation of AMPA receptor activity. The transcript has 6 exons.
AGGUGCCUCUUCUCGGCUCCUAGCCGGCACGAGGCGAAGGCAGGCUGGCCGCGGCCACAUCUGCAACGAAGCCGGCGCGCAUCUGCACGGACGGGAGCUGCGGGCCGGGUCGCACGCCCCACACGCUGCCGGCCGCCCCCUACCAGCGCCGCGCACACGCCCAGCCUGUUGGCUCGCAGACACGCGCUCGCUCUGCCUCCCCGGCCGGCCCCCCACGCCGCCACCCCCGACUCCCCAAGGGUCCCGAAUCCGGAAAGUGAGCCUGGCGGCCCCGUCCGACCUCCUGCGCGCCCCAUGCCGUCCCUCCUGCUCCUCGGGACCCUCCUGCUCCUGGCCUCGACCCCCCGCCAGGCUGGGGCGCGCCCGUCCAACGCCACAAGUGCCGAGCCCCCCGGCCCGCUGCCCGCCCUGCUGGCGCACCUGCGGCGCCUGACCGGGGCGCUGACCGGCGGCGGGGGCACAGCGGGCCCGGGCGCCAACGGCACCAGGACCAGCCCCGCGAGCGGGACAGGCGCGGCGGCGCGGGCGCCCCCUCCCGCCGAGCUCUGCCAUGGCUACUACGACGUCAUGGGCCAGUACGACGCCACCUUCAACUGCAGCACGGGCUCCUACCGCUUCUGCUGCGGCACCUGCCACUACCGCUUCUGCUGCGAGCAUCGCCACAUGCGCCUGGCGCAGGCCUCCUGCUCCAACUACGACACGCCGCGCUGGGCCACCACGCCGCCGCCGCUGGCCGGGGGCGUCGGGGGUGCUGGGGGUGUGGGCGGGGGGCCCGGGCCCGGCCAGGCGGGGUGGCUGGAAGGGGGCCGGGCGGGAGGUGCAGGGGGGCGCGGGGGCGAGGGCCCCGGGGGCAGCACGGCCUACGUGGUGUGCGGGGUCAUCAGCUUCGCCCUGGCGGUGGGCGUCGGCGCCAAAGUGGCCUUCAGCAAGGCGUCCCGUGCGCCCAGGGCGCAUCGGGAGAUCAACGUGCCCAGGGCUCUGGUGGACAUUCUGAGGCAUCAGGCGGGGCCUGGGACCCGCCCGGACCGGGCACGAAGCAGCUCCUUGACCCCAGGGGUCGGAGGCCCCGACAGCAUUCCCCCGAGGACGCCCAAGAACCUCUACAACACCGUGAAGCCCUCCAAUCUUGAUAACCUGCACCACAACUACCUGCACCUCAACGUCAACAGCCCCAAGCACCAUGCCACCACGAUGGAUUGGCGCGCCGUUCCACCACCCAGCCCCUCCUUGCACUACUCCACGCUCUCCUGCUCACGGUCCUUCCACAACCUCUCGCAUCUGCCCCCGUCUUAUGAGGCUGCUGUAAAGUCCGAACUCAACCGCUACUCCUCCCUCAAGAGACUGGCUGAGAAGGAUCUGGACGAGGCCUACCUGAAGCGCAGGCACCUGGCGGAGAUGCCCCGCGGGACGCUGCCCCUGCAUGCCCUUCGGCGACCCGGCACGGGGGGCGGCUACCGCAUGGAUGCCUGGGGCGGCCCUGAGGAGCUGGGCCUGGCGCCCGCGCCCAACCCGCGGCGGGUCAUGUCCCAGGAGCACCUGCUGGGCGACGGAGGCCGGUCGCGCUAUGAAUUCACCCUGCCGCGCGCGCGCCUUGUGUCGCAAGAGCACCUGCUCCUGUCGUCGCCCGAGGCCCUGCGCCAGAGCCGGGAGCACCUGCUGUCGCCCCCGCGCAGCCCCGCGCUGCCCCCGGAGCCUGCCGCCCGCGCGGGCCUGGCCGCGUCCCAUUCCAACUUGCUGCUAGGACCCGGGGGCCCCCCCACGCCGCUGCACGGGCUGCCCCCCCCGCCCGGCCUGCACGCGCACCACCACCACGGCCUGCACGGCUCCCCGCAGCCUGCCUGGAUGUCGGACGCCGGCGGGGGAGGGGGCACGCUGGCACGCAGGCCACCCUUCCAGCGCCAGGGCACGUUGGAGCAACUGCAGUUCAUCCCCGGCCAUCACCUGCCCCAACACCUGCGCACUGCCAGCAAGAAUGAGGUGACGGUCUGAGGCCAGGCCCGGGGCCUUGGGGGCUGCGGCCUCGCCGGCCCCCAUCCCAGCCUGGAUCCCCCAACACACUCCAGGGGCCUGGGACCCAGGAUCAGCCUGUGGGCAGGGGGCUGCCUCCAAGGACACUGCUUUGGAUGAAAUCGUCACCGGAGACAAAACCCCCUUCUGGGAUGUCAUGGUAGAUCAGACCCCUUCUCCUAUGUCACUGUUUGAGGCAAGGCCUCUUUCCCAUGACGUUAUCACAGAGGAAGAGCCCUGCCUGUGAGGUCAUCACUAGUGAAAAUGUCUGUGUUCUGUGAUGUCAUCACAGGGACAAAACUUUCUUCCCAUGAAUCCAUCACAGAGGAAUAGGCCCGCCCCUGAGGUCAUCGCUAGAGGCCAUGUCUCUGUUCCACGAAGUCAUCACAGACUUUCUCCCUGUGAUGUCACAGCAGAGACAAUGCCUUGUCCUAUGACAUCAUCCCUAGAGACAAAGAUUCCUUCCUGUGAAUGUCACUGCAGAGACACAUCUCACUCUGAUGAUGUCAUGUCUGGUACCAAAAGGCCUCUUUUGACAUCAUCACCACCAGGAAAAUGUUUUCUUCCAGAGAAGAUGUCUCUGUCUAUGAUGUUGUCACUACAGACAAAGCCAUCUUCCUGGGACACAGUGCAGGGGAAAGGUCUUGCCAACUGUGUCCUCCCUAUACGUAGGACCUUUCCACAACACUGUCACAGGGACUUUGCCUCCUUCCUGUGAUGCCAUCUCCAGAGAAGGUGCCUUGCCCUAUGACAUGAUCAGAGGGACUGUGCCUCUUCCCAUGAUAUCAUCACCAGGGAUGACAGCCCGCUUCUGUGAUCUCACCUCUGGACUCUGCCUGUCCUGGGGUGAUGCUCUAAGACACCUCCAUGCCAGGUCAUGAGAAGACAGGGCAUGCCCCAAAUCCAUGGCAACCCUGGGGUCACCAGAGAAAGUGCUCUGACUGGAGUUGUCUGAGGAAAUGUCAUCACUGGGGAGGCAACCCCAACUGCAGAGGUCUCCAUCAGGAUGAAUGGUCUGACUGUAGGUUGUUAGCAAUGGGCCCCCACUGAGGUUCUGUCCCAAUGCUGUGAUGUCAUCACCAGAGACACUGCCUGCUCUGGAGGGCCAUCACUUGUGAUGAUGUCACCAGAGUUUCUGCCUUGUCCUGCCAUGACUUUACUUGGUCACUCCUUUCCCUGACACCAGGGACAUGCUCUGCAGGAUCUUCACCAGACCCUCCCUCUAAAGGGUGGUUGGGCCUCAGAUCCCACCCUGUGUCACCUCCUGUGUGACUCCUGGAGGACAGGACUCCCAGACUGGCUUCUGCCCCCAAGGAGGCCACUCUGGCCCACCAGCCUCCCAGAGUCCUGGGACUCAUAGUGGCCCAAAGGCUGGUGUCACGUCUUUCUGCCAUAACUAGAGACAUCGUCGCCUCUGUCAACAAACUCCUGGCUUCCUGUUGGGGGUGAGGUGGGAGGGGGUUGGUUGGGGUGUGCCCACUAUUAAUUUUGCUGAUGAUAUCAUCAGUACCAUAAGACUUCCACCACUCAUGAUGGCAUUGUACCUGGGGUCAAAGGCUAACCAUGGCUGACGAUGACAUCAUUUCCCAGGAUUCCCUAUGACCUAUGGUGUCUUCAUCUCCCAGGAUCUACCACAACCAUUGUAUCAUCAUCAUCUCCUAGGAUCCACCAUGACAUAUUAUGUCAUUACCUUCCAGAAUCCUCUAUGGCUGAUGGUAACAUCCUCUACCAGGAUCCACUAGUACUGAUGAUGCCACCAUUUCCCAUAGUCCCUGAUAAUUGUGGUGUCGUUACCUCCCAGGAUCCACUUCAACCAUGAUGUCAUCACCUCCCAGGAACCAUGAGAACCAAUGGGGUCAUCACCUCCCAGGAUCCACUUCAACCAUGAUGUCAUCACCUCCCAGGAUCCACUUCAACCACGGUGUCAUCACCUCCCAGGAUCCACUUCAACCAUGGUGUCAUCAUCUACCAGGAUCCACUAUAACCAUAGCAUCAUCUCCUAGGAUCCAUGACACCAAAAUAUGUCAUGUACUAGGAUCCACUUCAACCAUGCAUCAUUAUCUUCCAGGGUCCGUCAUCUUGAGUGUCAAAUACUACAAUGGCUGUAUUUCAAUUGUUUUCUGGGACCCCAUGGCACCUAUAACUGUUCCCUUAAGGGCAACUAGCACAAUACACACCAUUUUCCCAUUCCUUCAAAAAGGGAAUAGGUGGGGGCCCCUCCGAUGACAUCAUCCUUAGCCCCUUCUUAAUGAUGUCACUGCCUCCCUCCUGACUUGAGCUGAUGCCUGCAUCAACCCCACCACAGACCUGGUCUUGGCCAGACUCCAUCACCCCGUGGUGAGGGCAUCCAGGCCCCUCCUAAUAACUCACCACCCUUCACCCAUCUCAUCGGUGACAGGGUCAACACAGAAAACUUUUAUCAUCAUGGGGGAGUGGGAUGGGCUUCACAGUCCUCAGGUGACAUCACUGCCCCUGUGACCUGGACCCCCACCCAAAACAGCACUCCAUUGGCUUGGGCCAAACUCUCCUCAGAGACCCCAUGGGCUGGGUGGACAGCUGCUGACCUCCCUGGGGCCCUCACUCACGUCUUCUGCUGGCCUGGUCCUGGAGCAGGCACAUCUGGAGGGCCAUGGCCACUGCCAAGGCCAUGGGGGGGGGGGGUUGCUCUGCAUCAUCUCAAGAUGGUGGAGAAGCAGCAUUCUCUCAUCUCCCCCUCACACACCAGGGAGCCUCCAGGGGUUUUGGGGAUUCCUCAAUACCCAAUGCACAAUUUGCCCCAAUUCUCUGUAUAUAGCCAUGUUGCGGGGGGGCGGCCAUUCCCCCACUCUUAAAGGGCUACAUACCCCCUCCCCAGCCCCCAAGGCAAGGUGAGGGGGUUCUUCUCCCUCCUCUGGGCCGUCCCCCUCCCUCUUUUGUCUCCCUCCAAAUACUGGCACCUCAGCUCACCCCUUCUCGUCAGGAGCUUGGGGCAGAUAAUGCCCUCAGCUCCCAGCACCCAGUGGAACUGGGGAGCUACCCCAAUCUCCCUGGGUCCCCGUGUCCAUGCUUCUAGCUGCUCCUGUGGGCUCCCCCCAGUCCCAUCCAGGGCCUCCCCAAGCCCAGCGCCCCUCAGGCAGACUGUGACUUCCCCCAGAAAGGAGCCAGCUUGAGCGCCUGCCCCCUUUCACACCCAGUUCCCUCUGCUCACCAUCCCCCCUGAGCACUCAGCUUUCCCCAGCCGCCUGGAAUACAGGGGCUUGGGGCCUUUCAGCUUUCGUACACCACCACCGCCCCCCCCCCCCCGACUUGCUGUCUCCUGGCCUGGAUUCCAGGUAUCUUGUUCCCUUCCCCACACUCACUCUGCCACAGGCUGCCUGACCUUGGGGCCUUGACCUCUGAUCUCAAAUAAGCCAUAGUGGGAAGAGGUCUCAAGAGGGUGAGGAAGUGGGCUUGUCCUGCCUAAUCUCCCUCGAUGCUUCCAGAGCUGGGACCUCGCCAUCUGAGUCUUCCGCCCCGAUAAACCGGCACGCGCGGCGUGUACACACACACACACACACACACACACACACGCACACACACACACACGCACACACACACACGCACACGCACACCCCGUUGUGGGGAACGGUGGGGGGGGCUGCAGAGAGAAGAUAACCAGUUCUGGACCAGAAGACUCUCCACAGCUUCUUUAUCCCUCUCUCUCCCUGCUCAACACCAAACUCUUCCCCCAGUCCCUUGGUGAGGACAGCGGCGGAGUGACAACCUGGUAUUUUUUGGAAUAAACAGAUGUUUCCUGAGCCCAGGUCUCAAGGUUUACUAUCGGGAAGAAAUGGGCUUCCACCUCCGUGCUUCUGUCACUGGGGAGUGCCCUGCGUGGCCAAGGUGGGGGGCAGGCAUCUAGGAGUCUUUAUGGGUGGUCAGGGCUGCCCCCGAGUCUGCCCCCAAGCCUGGAGUCAGGGAUGGAGCGUGGCGCCUUUACGUCCUUGGCAUCUUCCUAAGAAAAGAAAGCCUCUUCUCUCUGCAUUUCAGCAUUUGUUUGCGCCUCCUUCUCUUCGUGUUCUCUGGCCGAGUCUCAUUGCAGUGGGGUGCUCUAGUAGUUUGCUGGGGCUGCUGUAACAAGCAGCCGGAGCAACAGCAAUGGGCCACCUGCUGGUUCCUUCCGAGGCCCGUGGGAGAGCUGGUGCUGGGCCUCUUCCCCAGCUCUCUGCUCAGCUGCCACUGGUUGGUACCCUCCACGUGCACAUCACCUUCUCUCUGUCCUUCCUGUGUGUACAAAUCCCCCCAAAGUUGAUGAGGACACCAGUCCUGUUGGAACAGGGCCCACUCUCAGUGUCUUCUACACUCAAUCAUCUGCAAAGACCCUAUUCCCAAGUAAGGUCACAUUCACAGGUCCUGGAAGCGAGGACUUCCAUAGCUCUUUGAGGGGGCAUGAUUCAAGCCAGAACGGGGCUGUGGCAUGGCACUGUUCAUUCAAAUACCAGCUUUUAUGAAAACCAGGAAGCAUCUCCCCCAGGGCAUUAAGAUACUAGCAUAGUGACCAUAAGAGCUGCCCUCCCCCCCCCCAUCUUAGUGUCUUGACAGUAAACCAGUCAAGUUGUAAACCAGAGAGAGGAGAUGCUUCCAAGGCUUGGCUUUAUGGACUUUAGGACACCUCUCCCCUAGGGGCACCCAAGUGUUUGUUGAGAAUUGUAGGCUUCUAUCUUGCACUGAAGGGCUCAUUUGCACAUCCCUCUGGGUGUGGGUUGUGCACGUUCAUUUCAGUAUUGACUUUAUCAUUAAGAAAACACCUUCCUGGGGUGCUUGGCUGGCUCAGUACGUGGAGCAUGUGAUUCCUGAUUGUUUUGAGUUUGAGUCCCAC